Messenger RNA from Notodromas monacha, 1790 nucleotides. The record is from the annotation of a GenBank genome assembly. NCBI's taxonomy places the organism in Eukaryota, Metazoa, Arthropoda, Ostracoda, Podocopida, Cyprididae.
AGUUCACAAAGCGUUUCUGUCCGUGCAAGUGUUUUUUGUUCUUUCACGCGUUUGUCACCCAGCAGUGCAGUGAGCAGUGAAGUGUUGAAAACUUGAUGCGUGGAUUCAUGAUGGCUCAAAAUCAUAUGCCGAUGAAAACGGAGAAGAGGCAAGGGAAACGGCUGUGGGUAUUCGGUUAUGGAUCUUUGUGCUGGUACCCUGGGUUUCCCUACGAAAAAGAAAUCGCGGGCUACAUCAAGGGUUUCUCACGACGCUUCUGGCAGGGUAAUACGGCCCACCGGGGUCGUCCUGGCAAGCCGGGGCGAGUGGCCACAUUGGUCAAGGAGCCAGAAGGUGUAACAUGGGGUAAAGCAUACGAGCUGAAGGAUGAAAUUGCCUAUGAGUAUUUGGAGCAACGCGAAGGUGCACUGGGUGGCUACACGCACGUGCUUACUUGGUUUUGGCCCCUGGAGGACAGCACAGUCAUUGCAGAGCAGGUCCAAGUUAUGGUGUACAUGGCAACUCCUGACAGCCCGCAAUGGUUGGGGCCAAUUGACCUCUCAACACUUGCUGCACAAGUGGCCAGGAGUCAAGGAGCUGCUGGACACAAUGCUGAGUACGUCCUGCGCCUUGCAGAUUUCAUGCGCGUCACAUUCCCUGCCACGAAGGAUGACCAUUUGUUUGAGCUCGAAGCUCUUGUAUUGAAAGAGCUGGAGCUCGAAAAUGUAUCCAUUAGCGAAGUGAUGAAUAUGAAACACAAGAUUGACCCUGCUGCAUCAGCAUUUCAAGCGGCUAGGGAGGAAAAGGAGAAAGUCUUCCAACAGAAUGACACUCAGCGAAAGCUCAAUUUGCAGGCUAUUGACACACACUGCAGUGGCUCACGGUGUCUUACUUUGUGAUAGACCGUCUAUCAAUUCCGCAAUGCAAUAUUCACGCACAUACCACCCUGUGACUGCCGAUAUAGGUGCUCAGGCUUGAACGUGCCAUUUACUUCUAUACCCUCCUGCAUAACCGUCCUGAACUAAUGAUGCCCCAAAGUCUGCGAAAAAUGUGAAAAUCACUUCUUUUUGGACUUAGGACUUGCUUGGAUAACGUCCUCUGAACACAUGUUUCACGUUUUUUAUCCACACAUUUGAUUUUUGUAGAAUGUCCGAAAAAAGCUAAAUAUAACAUCGGAUGACGGAUGAAUCUUUUUAUCAUGAAAGAUGCCAGCUUAAAACUCGACUUACAAACCUCUCGUAUGAAUGAGAUUUUUUAGUCGAUACAUUAAUCCAAUUGUACAAACACAUGUUUAGGUGCGUCAAUGUGUAACAUUCCUUACCGAAUGACCCAUUUUGAGUGGCUAUGGCGGGAUCAAGAAGUUUCCGAAUUCAUUAUUGAGUGGCCUUUAUUGGGAUUUUGCCGGGUGCAAUAACCCUCACGUAUGCCUCGAGUGCAGCACCUGCACUAAACCCUCACAUUUAGCUUUAGAUUUUGCAUCCGAUUUUUUGUACACUGUUUAAUUUUAAGCUAUUUUGGAAGAGAAGUUGAUGCACACUGGAUAUAUACAGCAUCCUUACAAGGAACACUUCCUGAGCUUACAGUGCAUGUGAUACAUUCUCUUGUUCAAUAGUGACCGAGUCUUCCGAACUUCUGGGGGAAAAAAAGAUCCUCUUCCAAUUGAAGUACAUUGCAGUACUUUCACGCUCAUUAUUCAAGUGCGAGCGAUUCCUUAACUCUCCAGAAUUACUUCAGUGUUGCUUUCCGAAGUUCCGUUUGUUGUGGAUCGCAUUGUAUUUUUAUGCCUGCCGGAUAUAACCACAUUUUGGAAA